Messenger RNA from Vicia faba (fava bean), 306 nucleotides. Lineage: Eukaryota; Viridiplantae; Streptophyta; Magnoliopsida; Fabales; Fabaceae. The record is from the annotation of a GenBank genome assembly.
AUGGUGAAGAUUGAUGCACCUUCGAUGAAGCUUAUCUCAGAGAAAGUGAUGAGAUGUUGCGGAUGCUGUUUUUAUAAUCUGUUGGAGGUUGUUACAACAGAGCAACUCUCAGCCUUUGGAUUGAAGUUAGUUACAGAUAUUGGAUGUCAAGGAUUAAUUAAUUAUCAGGCUGUGGAUUUUUAUCAGUUUGGUCUUUUUGCAAGUAUGGUUUAUAAAAAUGCAGGGUUGGUUGGUGUGUGCUUUAAUGGUACAAUGAUUGGCAUGAAGAUGGGAAAAGAAUCAGCCAUGGUGUUCUCAAAAAAUUAG